Molecule: messenger RNA, 3159 nt
Organism: Chiloscyllium plagiosum (whitespotted bambooshark)
Lineage: Eukaryota; Metazoa; Chordata; Chondrichthyes; Orectolobiformes; Hemiscylliidae
Product: cadherin-related family member 5
Biological process (GO): homophilic cell-cell adhesion; cell-cell junction assembly; cell morphogenesis
Cellular component (GO): catenin complex; adherens junction; membrane
Molecular function (GO): beta-catenin binding; calcium ion binding; cadherin binding
Source: RefSeq, a predicted model, not a curated record
UGCGACUGUAUCUUAGCCUUUAACCAGCAGUCGGUGUCGUGUCAAAGUAGAAUGCAAAACACGUAAUCAGCUUUUAUGACUUUCCAUAGUGGGGAAUUAGACAGUGACUGGAUAAGCAGAUCAGCAAUAAAGUGAUAAAGACACGAAGCAAAGGUUGGGACAACAGGCACCAAUAUCUGCUUCCUUCAGUUUAUUUUGAUUCAGAUUCUGGAGCUCCAAGCUGUAAUGGACAGAAGCGGUUGAGACUGGGAUGGCUUGAGCCUAGCGAAGCUUUAUUUACCAUUUUUGGUGAAAUCCUUCAGCGUCCAUAAGAGAAUGGAUUCAAGCCGUAUGUUUUGUGGCCCUUGCACCUUACUGUUCAUCCUGUUUGCUGUCCUUCAGAUAAUUGCUACUGCUGUUGCUAAUAAACACUGCUCUUUCGGCAAUGCUUGUUGUGUUUCAGAAAAUCCGAUGCGUGUCGAUGAGAAUAAUCAAGUAGGAGUGGUGAUCAAUAAUAUAACAAUAAAUACGCCUCCUAUUACAAUAGCAGAUCCGUCGGAGGUGCCCGAUGUUGCUAUCAAUGGGAGCAAACUGGUGCUCACAAAAUCAAUUGAUUAUGAGAAUCUGAUGAAUCCUGUAUUAAUAUUCACACUAAACUGUGGAGAUCCACCGGAACCACUACCAUUAUUUAUUGAGAUCCACAAUGUAAAUGACAAUCCUCCCAAGUUCCCGCAGAAGGUAUUGAAUUACAGCAUUGGCGAGCUCUUCCCUGUCAAUACAGUCUGGGUAAAAGAGACAGCAAGUGAUCCUGAUAAAGGACAAGUUUACUAUAGUUUGGAUCCAAACACAAAUGGAGCAAAAUACUUCAAAUUACAGAGUGAUACAACACCCGAGAUUAUUCUCCAAAAGCCAUUAGAUUAUGAGAAGACCAAGAGCUUACAAUUGAUUUUACACGCAAUGGAAACUCCAGCUGGUCCUCCGAACGAUACACUGACCAUUAAUAUUAAUGUCCUGGAUGAAGAUAACAAGCCGCCAGAGUUUGAACCCUGUUUUGAAGUUCUCGCUUCCACUGCCAGCAUCUGCCUUAAUGCAGUUUACAUGGGAAAUAUCACACAAGGCGAGACUGAGACUGGUCCAUUGCAGCUGGAACCUCAGCAGAUUCAAGCUGUUGAUGGUGAUAAAGAAAUCAAAGCCGUGAUUCAAUACAAAAUGGUAAAUGGCAUAAAAGAUUAUGAGAAUACUUUUAAAAUUGAUCAAAACACUGGGGAGAUAACCAUGAUUAAGCCUGUAACCAGCCGAAAUCCAGUUGUCCUGACAGUCAUGGCUUAUCAGGAGAAUGACCACUACAAAUACUCCAUGACCACUGUUACUCUGAAUGUUUUGAAAGAAAACAAAUGCCCACCACAGUUUACAAAGGCGGUCUAUAAUGGAAAUAUACAAGAAAACUUAGAACCUGGAAGUAUUGUCUUUGAACAAAGUUCAUCCACAAAACCUCUUACAGUUAGGGCUGAGGAUUGUGACUUUCCUGACAAAACAAACCCUUCAAUAAAAUAUAAAAUUACACCAAGUGAUGAUUUCACCAUAAACAGAGAUGGAUUUAUCUUUACCAAGACUAAACUGGUAUCCAGACUGUAUGAUCUAUUGAUAACAGCAACUGAUGACGAACAUGGACAAACUGUUACAACGACAGUUAAAGUGCAAGUCACCAGCAAUGACGUACCAAUCACAGUGACAACAAUAACUCAAGGAACUGGACCAACUGAACCCGUGGGGACAGGGACAACUACCAUUACUGCAAAGACACCAUCAAAGACCCCACCAACAGCACCCGUAACUGUGAAAACAACAACACAUGGAAAUGGAACACCAAAACCACCCACUAAACCUUCCGGAACUGGGGCAUCAACUCCAUCAAAGACUCCUCCUCGACCCCCAGGAUCCACAACAGCAAAGCCCCCUGGACAUGGGAGUGAUGCUACAGCAACAACAACUGUGAAAACGACCACACCCCAUGGAAAUGGAACACCUAAACCACCAACUAAACCUCCUGGGACUGGGCCAACCAGUCCAUCAAAAGUCCCUCCUGGAACCCCCCAAGGAUCCACAACAACAAAGCCAGCUGGACCCGGACCAACAAGCACAAAACCUCAGGUCUCUGGAUUAAUAACAACAAAUAAUCCUGAGCCUCCAGGGUCAAUAACUCCAUCCAGGAAACCACCCGAUGGACCCGGAACAACAACAACAACAACUGUGAAAACGACCACACCCCAUGGAAAUGGAACACCUAAACCACCAACUAAACCUCCUGGGACUGGGCCAACCAGUCCAUCAAAAGUCCCUCCUGGAACCCCCCAAGGAUCCACAACAACAAAGCCAGCUGGACCCGGACCAACAAGCACAAAACCUCAGGUCUCUGGAUCAAUAACAACAAAUAAUCCUGAGCCUCCAGGGUCAAUAACUCCAUCCAGGAAACCACCCGAUGGACCCGGAACAACAAGCUCACCAGCAGUAAACCCAAGGCUGAAGUAUGAAGCCAAACACAUGGCAGCUCUUGGAGUUCCAUUAGCCAUAUUGCUCAUUAUUUGUUUCAUCAUCAUUGGAAUUCUUCUCCACAAAAUCCAUAGAGGGAAAAUGGAAUGGGAAAAACUACAGGACGGAUCAGUGAAUAAGUUUUCCAGAGGUUCAAUUACAUCACACAGUGACAAGCUGCAAUUUGAAAAUGAAGGAUAUUUGGAGGAAGCAAAAUCUGAGGGGACCAAAAAAUCAAGUUGGCCAAGGUGGAAGAAUCCUCCCAUCUUCGAAUCUGCUGGGCUGGCUACUAUCCUCGAUCCACCAAUGGAAAACAGCAAACCAACAGGAUCUUCAGAAAUCCAAUCUGCCACCAUGUCCCAAAGUUAUUCCACAGUCCAGGAAAAUGACAAAGUGCAGCACUCCCCAGAAGAGAUUGAGAAUGACACAGAGGUGAAAUCCAUUCUCACCAAGGAGAGGAAGUCGGAUGAAGGCUACAAAGCCGUCUGGUUUAAGGAAGAUAUCGAGCCAGAAGCAAAUGAAGAACAUGUAAUAGAGAGGCAUGAUGAUGGAGAAGAGGGAGAGGAAAGUGACCUUGAUCCUGACAACAGGAACAAAGAUGGGUCUGUGUUAAAACUGAAGUCAGAUGAUGAAGAUUCUAUCACCCUUUAG